Messenger RNA from Cephus cinctus (wheat stem sawfly), 2371 nucleotides. It is a transcript of the gene Arpc2, whose product is annotated as probable actin-related protein 2/3 complex subunit 2. The transcript is spliced from 7 exons. Lineage: Eukaryota; Metazoa; Arthropoda; Insecta; Hymenoptera; Cephidae. Gene Ontology annotation, cellular component: actin cytoskeleton; Arp2/3 protein complex. Gene Ontology annotation, molecular function: structural constituent of cytoskeleton; actin filament binding. The record is from RefSeq and is a predicted model, not a curated record. Gene Ontology annotation, biological process: actin filament polymerization; Arp2/3 complex-mediated actin nucleation. Bases 156 to 1058 code for a protein of 300 amino acids.
AGCGAAAUAUAUCAGCGGUUGAGCGGCCCCAUUACACCCAGCCGAAGUGGAGAGAUUAGAAAUUAGUCGGAGCCGUAUUCAUGGUUACGCCGAGCAGUAGAUAAUUGUUAAUUAUUGUAUUAUAAUAUUCUAAUUAAUAAAUAUUAGUCCUAAUAAUGAUCCUGCUCGAGGUCAACAAUAGGAUACUAGAAGAAACGUUAAAUAACAAAAUAAGGAAUGCCUUGUCGGGUCACAGACCAGAAUCCACAGACGUCAUUAUAGCUGACUUUGAUGGAGUAUUAUUUCAUGUUUCGAACUUAAGUGGAGACAAGUCAAAACUUAGAAUAAGUAUCUUGCUCAAUUAUUACAAACAAUUGCAAGAGCAUGGUGCUGAUGAGUUGCUCAAGAGAGAGUACGGCUCUCAUCUUACUACCCCAGAAACUGGGUUCAAUGUCUCGGUGUUGGUAGACUUGAAAGAUUUGCCAGAGGACUGGGAGAAUUUGGUGAAGAAAAUAGGUCUCUUGAAAAGGUACUGCUUCGACAGUGUCUUCGAAAAGUAUUUCGAUUUUCAGGAACAGGGAGUGGAAGAGAAAAUGGCAGUGAUCCACUACAGGGAAGAAGAAACUAUGUGUAUCAAAGCAACGAACGACAGAGUCACAGUCGUCUUUAGCACAUUGUUCAAAAACGUGGACGAUAUGGUAAUUGGAAAAAUGUUUCUGCAAGAACUAAAGGAAGGUAGACGAGCGAGUCACACGGCGCCUCAGGUUCUCUUCAAUCAUCGCGAGCCACCACGUGAACUUCAGGAUUCGGACGCGGCUGUUAAUUCAUGCGUUGGAUACAUAACUUUCAUACUGUUUCCACAGCACACGAACAAAGAGUCCCGUAAGAAUACAAUCGACAUGAUACUAAUGUUCAGAGAUUACUUGCAUUAUCACAUCAAGUGCAGUAAGGUAUAUAUUCACUCGCGGAUGCGUACCAAAACCAGUGAAUUCCUGAAGAUCCUGAACCGAGCAAGAUCCGAACCGAAGAACGUUGAGAAGAAGACUAUUACGGGUCGAACGUUCAUCCGAAAGGAAUGAGUUUAGUGAGUCAAUCAAUAAUGUUAAUACUAACUAAAAAUCGAGAUAAAAGAAGAGAAGAAAGGACAUUGAUUGGCCUUAGACCGUCACUUGAAAACUUGUACAUUUCGCCAGCGAACUGUCUUCAAUUGUUUUACCCUUUCGAGAUAAAGACGGUCGUGGCACAUAGGAUUAGUCAGCUAAGAGCUUCCCAUCCCCGACAGUAUAGAAUUCAUACUUUUCAUGCGAUACAGGCUAGACUCACUUUUAAUACUAUGAAAAUUAUCAUGAGACAAUUUUUCACGAGAUAAUCCCAUCUCCUUAGGGUCUCGCUGUACGAGGACAAAUCGUUGUAGCAAAGUUUCUUUACUUUUAUCGAUUAAACUGUCGCUUCUUUCGCGUUAUUUUAAUAGAUAACAAUAACGUUUCCGUUCAAGCGAAUGAACGGUGUGUACGAGCGCGACAGUAACAAUGAUUCAAGGUACAUUCGUCUUUUUUGGCGAAUUUAUCAUUAGGUCCUUGUUUUCUUUAUAAGAAUUAAAAGGUUUUUAAUUAUUAUUAUUAUUAUCACAUACAGUAUAGUCAAUAUCGAAGCGGGCUUGUAAGAAAAAAUGAAUUACACUGACCUAAGGAAAUGAAGAACAAGACUGGUUCGUUGUUUGAGGCCAAACGAAAAGCCCGUUGCUCGUAUUAAAUUAAAUUGGUACUCUAAUAAUCGUGCAUGUCUUUAAAGUAAUCAGUCGGUAGAACUUUUGAAAUCCUCUGUACUGUACGAUUUUUCGGUGUACGAUCUUGUCAUUGUUCAGUUGUAUGUACGGAAGCCAAAAUAGGACGUUUUAUCGUAUUAGGGAGAUAAACCGUUAGGAUCGUCAUGUAUUUCCAGUUGUUCUGGUUUUAAAAUGAAUUAACGCACAAGGAAGCAGAGCUCAUAAAUAUUUUUCCUUUACUGUUUUUACUUUGAAAACUGUGAGAGCACGUAUGAUACCGAAACGAUGUCUCCGUAACUCUUUAACUUCUUAAGAAAAAUAUAAAGAAACAAAAAAAGAAUUACAAGUAACGUACGUACUUGUAAAGUAAGUUUAACUGUUGUAGUCAAGAGUGUAAAAGUCCAUAUCGAUAAGAAAUUGUAAAAAUUUCUACGUCGAGUCGGAGGACAAUGUGGAAAACUUACCAAAAGAAAAAGGAGUGAAACCGAAGCCCAAGUUGGAUCAAGUUUUGAAAAAGAUGUAAAACGAAAAAUAUAAAUAAAACAUGUCUAUCCUGUAUCGCCAUAAAAGUCAAUGGAGAUGUCACGUGGCUAAGUAUGAUUCGGUCUAUUGUAAUUAAUGAAAGAA